CCAAGUGUGUCCAUGUCUGCACUCUCAGAGGACAACAUGAGGACAAUCAUUGCUUUGAUUUUGGGAGCGUCGUGCAUGGUGGUCUUGCAUGCACUAUGUCCAGAUCCUGCCUCGUUGAAAGAUUUGAACGGCAAUAAGAUUUGUGCACGCCUGUUUAAAGAUAGUCACUGUGGUGGAGAGGCUCUCGAUAUCCUCAUAGGUGACGAUGUCCCGGCCGUGCCGUCCCGUUGGAAAAGCCGUGCCUCCUCUUUGGUGGUGUCAAGCCACUGCUACCUGACUGUGUGGUCACGAAUCAAUAAGCAAGGAAGCAAGCGCAAAUUCAGAUCAGGAAUUCAGUACCGUCUCAAAGAUGUGCCCAAGGGCGGCAGGUCCUUGAAGGGCCUGUUCGGGAACUGGGACAACGAAAUCGCCGCGUACUACUGCACCUGCUGCUAGAUGUGGAGGUCGCUGCAGCAAGGUUGCUUGUCACUGAACACAAAUAAAUGAAUGAAAUUUAGCAAA
Osmerus eperlanus (European smelt) is the source of this 501-nucleotide messenger RNA. Its product is annotated as syncollin-like. The transcript has 2 exons. The coding region runs from base 13 to 435 and encodes 140 amino acids. Gene Ontology annotation, biological process: exocytosis. The record is from RefSeq and is a predicted model, not a curated record. Gene Ontology annotation, cellular component: secretory granule membrane. Lineage: Eukaryota; Metazoa; Chordata; Actinopteri; Osmeriformes; Osmeridae.